This is a messenger RNA of Pteropus alecto (black flying fox), 516 nucleotides long. RefSeq names its product neuritin 1 like (gene NRN1L). NCBI's taxonomy places the organism in Eukaryota, Metazoa, Chordata, Mammalia, Chiroptera, Pteropodidae. The transcript has 3 exons. The record is from RefSeq and is a predicted model, not a curated record. Gene Ontology annotation, cellular component: plasma membrane. Gene Ontology annotation, biological process: neuron projection extension; nervous system development. Bases 1 to 516 code for a protein of 171 amino acids.
AUGUGUGGGAGCUGGGGCACAGCCUUCCUGAGUGCUGGGAGCCAGGAUGGUGUGGAGCCGGCUCAUUCUAUCUACCAUUUUCCAUCCCCACUCCUAGUCCUUGUAUCUCCCCUGGUGGCAGCUGCCGAGGGCCCAGGCCCCUGUGACACCAUAUACCAGGGCUUCGCAGAGUGUCUCAUCCGCUUGGGGGACAGCAUGGGCCGUGGAGGCGAGCUAGAGACCAUCUGCAGGUCUUGGAAUGAAUUCCACACCUGCGCCUCACAAGUCUUGUUGGGAUGCCCAGAAGAGGCGGCUGCUGUGUGGGAGUCACUACAGCAAGAAGCUCGCCGGGCCCCACACCCGGAUAACUUGCACACUCUGUGUGGCGCCCCUGUGCAUGUCCGGGAGCGUGGUUCUGGCCUGGAGACCAACCAGGAGACACUACGGGGGACAGCACUUGCCCCUACCCCGGCCCCCGCACCCCGGCUGCUGGCGGUUGCUUUGGCACUCUGUUGCCUCCUGGGGCCUCUGGCCUAG